Messenger RNA from Rotaria socialis, 1029 nucleotides. The record is from the annotation of a GenBank genome assembly. NCBI's taxonomy places the organism in Eukaryota, Metazoa, Rotifera, Eurotatoria, Philodinida, Philodinidae.
AUGUAUUCUGAAAACGUGUUUCACGAAACCCGGGAUUUGCCUACAAAUGUAUUGACAUUAGUUGAUGACACGUUUUAUGAUUUUGUUGAACGACGUCUUGGCAUGUAUCAAUCAUUGUUAUUAAAAAUUCAGCAAAUAAAUUCGGUCCCAUGCUUUUUAUUAACAAAUGAUCCAUGUGAAGUUUUAAAUCUUAAUAUAGACGACGACGAUUUAAAUGUAUUAAAACGAAAAAUAUGUUUUCCAUUAUCAGAUGGUUCAUUUAUUGUCAAACCUGGCUUCAAAACAGGUUUCAUAUGUUUAAGAGAUUUAUUAUCGAAGAAAACUGAAGAAAGAUUAAAACAACUAAGAAGCACAAAAACUCAAUCAACAACAGCUGCUCCAAUGAACAAUAUACCAUCGUCGUCACCAUCAUUGACACCACCACGAACAACAAUUGCAUCAGCACCACAAAUAGCAGCUUCGCCAUCAUCUGAUAUAGUAGCGACACCAAUUAUGGAACAUCGACGAUACUUCUUGAAUUUAUUGAAAUUAUGGUGUUCGAAUCACAAGGACGACUUUCUAUCAGACUCAUUUGAUUUAAACGAAGGAAAAGAUUUCAUUCUAAAUGUUUUAUAUGACCAAAAUAAUGAUCUUAAAGUUAAUGUUAAAUGUAACUGUAAUAAAUCAAUAACAUUAGCAAUGAAAGAUGGUAAAAUGCAGCUCUCUAAUUAUCAGAAACAUUUACGCUCGACAAAUUGUAGUCAUAUAAAAGCGAUAAAAAAAAUGAAUGGAGAACAAAAAAAAAUCAGCCUUCAACAAUCAAAAGAUGCUUCAUCCUCCUCGACAUCUGUGACAUUAAAGCCAUCAGCACCAGUACAACAACAAUCUGCUUCACAAAGUCCUGUUUCUGUUGUAACUGGUGCAACGUCAUCUAUGAAUAUUCCUUCUGCAGAUGCACGAACAACAGUAUCACAAACAAAUUCUCGUAAACGUAGUCAUGAAUCAUCUCAAUUUUCAUCAUCGCAAAAAAGAAAAAAGAAUCGUACCUAA